AUGUCGUCCUUUUUCACAAUCCCAGCGUCCCAGCGCAAGCGGAAGAGAGAUGAUCGUGUGGCCGCACCUGGAUCAAAGAAGCGGGGAGUUGCAGCAAAGGGAGAUGCUCGAGAGGAUGCAUCACGCCGAAGGCAAGAAUCCGAGGACGAAUCUAUAUCGGGAAGUGAUCUCGAAGACGACGAGGAGGUCUCGGGGUCUGAUCUUCCGGACGAUGCAACUUCAGAAGAUUCGGACGAGGGCGAAACAGCCGCAGAGCGAAGAUUGAAGCUUGCAGAAAGAUAUUUGGAGAAUAUUCGUGAAGAGGUUGAUGAGGCUGGGUUCGAUGCUACUGAGAUUGACCGUGAUCUUAUUGCUGAACGAUUGAAAGAGGAUGUGGACGAAGCGAAAGGUCGCAUAUUUCGAAAGAUCGCAUCUCAACUCAAUUUCUCUAACGCUUCGCAUUCUUUCUUCCGAGCCGAUACUCAGACUACUACCGCUGUUGCUAUACACCCUCCGUUCGCAUACACCGUUUCAAAGGACCGAACGCUCAUCAAGUGGGAGUUGAUAUCUCCCAAAAUGCCACAAACUACACAGAACAAUACGGAAAGGAAACGGCCAGACCACCCUGGAAAGAAGAAACCAAUUCAACUAAAAUUUGUCAAAGGUCUAAAGAAAGUUCGCGGCAGUAAAGAACCUCAAGGACAUACUGGAACCAUAUUGACUCUCGCGGUAUCGCCAUCCGGUAGAUAUCUUGCUACAGGAGGUGAAGAUAAGAAAUUAAUAAUUUGGGAUGCCGAAACUCUGGCUCCUAUGAAAACAUUUACACAGCAUCGGGACUCCAUCAGCAGUCUCUCGUUUACGCGUCACAUCUCUUCACACAGCUCCGGAGAACAAUUGUUUUCUGGUUCUUUUGACCGCACAAUAAAAACAUGGUCUCUCAGCGCUGGAGGACAUGCGUACGUUGAGACUCUAUUCGGACACCAAGACCACGUCUCCUCGGUGGCAUCAAUGAUGACAGACCAAUGCGUCAGCGUUGGAGCCCGUGACCGAACGGCACGUCUGUGGAAAGUCAUUGACGAAACGCAACUCGUGUUCCGUGGUGAAUCAUCCAAAAAGGAAGAAUACCAAAACAAUGUUAUCGACUGUGUGGCUGUUGUACCGCCCACACACUUCGUUACGGGUUCCGAUUCUGGCUCGUUAUCGCUGUGGUCUAUCCAUAAGAAAAAGCCUCUACAUACCAUCCAGCUUGCACAUGGAGUCGAUCCAAUACCGCCUCCUGAAAAGGUAUCAUCUGAAGCAGACCCCGAGACUGCAGCUCGCAACAUCCGCUUCUUGCGCCCCAUGCCACGAUGGAUCACAGCACUGGCCACAGUGCCCGGUACAGAUAUCGUCCUCAGCGGAAGUUGGGACGGUUGGAUUCGAGCAUGGCGCGUAUCAGACGACAAAAGAACACUCAUCUCCCUCGGCCCUGUAGGGUCUGUCCCAGCAACGCCCCAACCAAAACACACAUUCUUCACCAACGGUGACUCCUCCGAACAACCAGAAACUACAGAUACCAUGGAACUCGACUCCCAACAAGAACAAAAGUCGGGAGAACCACUCCUCAAAGGCGUGGUAAACAGCAUUGCAGUCUUUGAACGACGACCCGAAACCGCCAAGAUCGGAGCAACAAAGUCCAAAAAGAAAUCAGGACAGAAAUCGUCCUCGACAGAAGCAGACAUGUCAAACACGCGCGGAUUAUGUAUUGUUGCCGCACUGGGCAAAGAGCACCGAUACAGUCGAGCACAACCUUUCGCACAAAACCAUUACGAGGGCCCAAGUGCCCAAGGCCGGAAUGGAGCAGUUGUCUUCGAGGUGCCGUUUUUCGAUAAUGUGGAUCAUGAGCAGAUAGAAUUGGAGGCUGCGGUGGCGGAAUAG
Messenger RNA from Talaromyces marneffei, 1896 nucleotides. RefSeq lists its product as uncharacterized. The transcript has 2 exons. Gene Ontology annotation, cellular component: small-subunit processome. The coding region runs from base 1 to 1896 and encodes 631 amino acids. Gene Ontology annotation, molecular function: snoRNA binding; protein binding. The record is from RefSeq and is a predicted model, not a curated record. Lineage: Eukaryota; Fungi; Ascomycota; Eurotiomycetes; Eurotiales; Trichocomaceae.